CAGCAGGUGGCGCUGAUCGAUCAAUCCUUGCGUUACAAGCGGCGUAAAGAAGAAGCCCUCGUGGUGUGCUAGUGUGGUUCAUGCUCGGAAACUCUAAAACUACGGACAUUUCAUCGAGAUAAAUUCAUUUUUGAAGUUGCUAGCGUGCACAGUCAGGGUCCAUGGCCUCCUACACGUGCAUCAGCUGCAGAGUGGCCUUUGCCGACGGCGAGGUCCAGCGGGCGCACUACAAAACCGACUGGCACCGGUACAACCUGAAGCGAAAGGUGGCGGACAUGCCGCCCGUCACCGCCGAGAACUUCCAGGAGCGAGUCCUGCAGCAGAGGGCCGCCGCCGAGCAGCAGCUGAGCGAGUCCACCGCCACAGAGGUCUGCGGCGUCUGCAACAAGAGGUUCUCCAGCGCCAACGCCCACCAGAACCACCUGCAGUCCCACAAGCACCAGCAGGCCGAGAAGCAGGCCCUGCUCGCCGCCCAGAGGAAGGUGGAGAAGAUGAACGAGAAGAACCUGGAGAAGGGGCUCGGCGAGGAGAAGGUGGAUCAUGACACGAGGAACCAGGCGCUGCAGCAGGCCCUCAAAGAGCAGCAGAGGCCCAGUUCUGCCAAGCAGACGGGGGGCCAGACUUCACAAGGAGCCUCCAAGCAGAGAACAGAGCGAAGUGAGCAGCCGCCCAGGAGCAUGUGGCUGGAGGAGCAGGUGAAGAGGAGGGAGAAGGAGGAAGGAGCACCUGCUGAAGAGGAGGAGUGGGAGGACAUGGAAGAGGAGGAGGAGGACGAGGACAUGGAUGAAGAUGAAGAGGAGGAGGAGGAGGCGGCAGAUCAGAAGGAAGGUGACUCUGCGGGUCCAUCAGGCUCCGCCCCUCUGCCUGGUUCCCUCCCCGUCACUGACUGCCUGUUCUGCCCGCACCACUCCAAGUCGCUCCUGAAGAACGUGGCCCACAUGACCAAAGUGCACGGCUUCUUCAUCCCAGACGUGGAGUUCCUGGUGGACCUCAGGGGCCUGAUCCGGUACCUGGGAGAGAAAGUUGGAGCUGGGAACGUGUGUUUGUGGUGUAACGAGAAAGGCCGCUCGUUUUACUCCACGGAGGCCGUCCAGAGUCACAUGACCGACAAAAGCCACUGCAAGCUCUUCACAGACGGAGACGCCGCGCUGGAGUUCGCAGACUUCUACGACUUCAGGAGCAGCUACCCUGACAGGAAGGAGGGAGAGGAUGAGGAGAUGGAUGAAGAGCUGCCCGAUGACAGGAACCUGGAGUGUGACGAGGACACGCUGGAGCUGACUCUCCCAUCAGGUGCAAAGGUCGGCCACCGCUCCCUGGUGAGGUACUACAAGCAGCGAUUUGGGACGCAGCGAGCGCUGGUUCUGAGCCACAACACCAAGGCGGUGGGCAGAGUCCUCAAGCAGUACAAGGCGCUGGGCUGGGGAGGAGACGCAGGCAGCAGCUCGACACUUCAGAGGCAGAGAGACAUGCAGUUCGUCCAGAGGAUGAAGUCCAGGUGGAUGCUGAAGAUGGGGAUGAGCAACAACGCCAACAAGCAGAAGCACUUCAGAGCCCAAGUCAUGUUCUAGAACGCUUCUGGAGGUGAAGGCGACCCGGGUGGGACGCAUCAGGACUCUGAUAACCUGCCAGACGCUGGGUUGGAAGUCCUUCACUGAAAGAGUCUGACAAACUUUUUGAUUUACCAUCGCCGUUUAUUUAAUCUGUGGAGAAGAUAUUUUUCUGAAGGCCACAGCUCGACUUGUGUUUGUCACAAACCUCACACAAACAUCUCCUUUCACAUUGAUUCAUCAACAUCAACCAUAACCUGAAUAAACUAUAUUUUGCUGAAUAAAUAAAAUAGUUUCAGGAAGAAUCCGCUAAACUUCAAAAGCUAGUCACCUGCUGAGGAGAGGGCGGAGCCUGGAGGACACCGUAACCUUCAAGUGGAGGUUCAGGUCUCUGCUCAUAAGUGAUAAUGGUUCUUUAGAGUGCUCAGGUCCAAGUCCCUAACCCUGGUCUGACUUCAAUAGAGCUGUAUAUCAACUUAAAUGAUGAAUAGAUUUAUAUUCCUGUGAUCAACCAGAUCGAUCUGUCUGAGGUAAAGUGUUAGUCGAUUCCACCCCCACCAUUAUACAAUCCUUUCAAAAUAAAAUAAUCGAUUAUAUUGAAAUUGGGAAAUAGCAUUUGGACUGACCGUGGGAUGAACUUUAAGAAACUAAAAUGUGAAUGGGUUUGACAUUAAUUCUUGUUUUCUUGUUUGUACACAUUUAAAUUACACUUUAUCUUGCAAGAAAUAAAAGGAAUCUGGUAACUUCA
This is a messenger RNA of Oryzias melastigma (Indian medaka), 2295 nucleotides long. It is a transcript of the gene znf622, whose product is annotated as zinc finger protein 622. The transcript has 7 exons. Gene Ontology annotation, biological process: ribosomal large subunit biogenesis. Bases 162 to 1568 code for a protein of 468 amino acids. Gene Ontology annotation, cellular component: preribosome, large subunit precursor. Gene Ontology annotation, molecular function: zinc ion binding; nucleic acid binding. The record is from RefSeq and is a predicted model, not a curated record. NCBI's taxonomy places the organism in Eukaryota, Metazoa, Chordata, Actinopteri, Beloniformes, Adrianichthyidae.